AUGAAGAUAUCUACAACAACUACUGUUAGACUUCACUUGUACCGGGAUGGAUUUCAACCAGAUUAUUGGAUUUGGACUGAACACGGAGAAGUGAAGCCAAUGGUUGAAACAAGGGGUGGUUCGACUAGUAGUAGGAUUGUGCAUCACGACGACCAAUUGAAUGCAAUGGAUGAAAUGGUGUUUGAUGCUUUUAGGCCUUAUCAAGAUGUCCUUGAUGUGAACACUAACAUGGGAAAUGAGACAUUUGCUGAGGAUGAGGUGUCUAACGAAGAUGCAAAACGGUUUUAUGACAAGUUGAUAUCCACCAACAAGCCCAUCUACGAGGGGGCUACCCAAUCAAUGUUAUCAAUUUGUGUUCAACUUCUGGCAAUUAGGUCUAAUUGGCAUGUUCCACAAAAAGGUAUAGAUUUUGUUACAAAAAUGCUUAAAAGUGUAUGUCCAGUGCCAACAUGCUUGCCCGAUAACUAUUACCAAGCAACACAAUUGGUUUCAAAGUUAGGGUUGAAGGUUGAGAAGAUUGACUGUUGUAAGAAAGGAUGUAUGUUAUAUUACAAGGAUGAUAACAAGUUAUCUGAGUGCAAAAUUUGUUAUUCUCCUAGGUUCAUUCCACGUAGGACUGGUAUGGGAAAAUACAAAGAUGUUCCAGCAAAAAGAAUGUUUUAUUUCCCUAUCAUUCCUAGAUUACAAAGAUUGUAUGCAUCAACAGAGUCUGCAGCUGAAAUGAGAUGGCAUCACGAGAAUAAAAAGAGUUCAAAUGUCCUUCGCCAUCCGUCUGAUGGAAAAGCGUGGAAACAUUUUGACAAUGUAUAUCCUGACUUUGCUAGUGACCCCAGAAAUGUAAGGUUGGGUUUAUGUUCAGAUGGAUUUACUCCUUAUAUUCAAGCGUCUGCUUCUCCAUACUCCUGUUGGCCAGUUAUACUCACUCCAUACAAUCUUCCCCCUGAAAUGUGCAUGACCAAACCAUACUUAUUUUUGACUUGUCUCAUACCUGGACCUUCUAAUCCCAAACAAAAUAUAGAUGUCUACUUGCAACCAUUGAUUGAUGAUUUGCAACGAUUGUGGUCCAACGGCAUUUUGACCUAUGAUAUAUCCACAAAACAAAACUUCAUCAUGAAAGCAUGCUUGAUGUGGACAAUUAACGAUUUUCCCGCAUAUGGUAUGUUAUCUGGAUGGGGAACACAAGGUAAGUUGGCAUGUCCUCAUUGUAUGGAAGACACAAAAGCUUUCACUUUGAAAUAUGGCGGUAAGAAUUCUUGGUUUGAUUGUCAUCGUCGAUUCUUGCCAGCUAAUCACUCUUUCAGAAGAAGUAAAAGAAGUUUUACAAAAAAUAGGGAUGAGAAAGACGGUGAACCUUACAUUUACACAGGGCAAGAGAUCUUGGAGGUGGUGAGUAAUUUUCCAAAAGUGACUGAAAUUGGUUUGAAAAAGAAAUUGAACGGGUAUGGAGUGGGUCAUAAUUGGAAAAAACGAAGUAUUUUUUGGGAUCUUCCAUAUUGGAAGGAUAACUUGUUAAGGCACAAUCUCGAUGUGAUGCACAUAGAGAAAAAUGUCUUCGAUAAUAUAUUUAACACUGUUAUGAAUAUUAAAGGUAAAACAAAGGAUAAUGAAAAGGCGAGAAAAGACUUGUCUUUAUUAUGCUUUCGCGGGGACUUGGAGAUGCAAGUCUUAUCUAGCGGAAAGAUGGGUAAACCAAAGGCAAAUUACACUUUGACAUCAUCAGAUGCCAAGUUGGUUUGUAAAUGGCUUAAGGAUUUGAGAAUGCCUUAUGGCUAUGCUUCAAACCUUGCUAGGUGUGCCGAUGUUGAGAAUGGUACGAUACAUGGAAUGAAGAGUCAUGGCUGUCAUGUUUUCAUGGAAUGUUUACUCCCAAUUGCAUUUCAUUCCUUGCCAGAAUUUGUUUGGAAACCAUUAAUGGAGCUAAGUCGAUUCUUCAAGGAUCUUUGUUGCAAUACAUUGAGGUUGGACGACUUAGUUAAGUUGAAUGAUAACAUUCCAAUUAUCAUAUGCAAGUUAGAAAUGAUUUUUCCAUCAGGUUUCUUCGACUCAAUGGAGCAUCUUCCAAUACAUCUUGCCUAUGAAGUAAUGUUAGGUGGUCCAGUACAUUACCGGUGGAUGUAUCCAUUUGAAAGAUGUAUGGGAGUCUCAAAGCGGGCAGUGACAAACAAGGCUAGGGUUGAAGGCUCCAUAUGCGCUGACUAUAUACAACGCGAGACAACUUAUUUUUGUUCUCAUUAUUUCAAGUCAUUCAAUUUGUUGCCGACCACAAAUUUAAGUAAUAAUCGUCAUUUAGAAUGUGAUGAUCUCCAACCUUCACUAUCCAUCUUGCUGAAACGAGGUCGUCUUAGUGGGAAGUCUGGAACACAUUAUCUAACAGAUAACGAAUGGAAAUCUGCUCAAGUACAUGUGUUGAUUAAUUGUGAUGAAAUUAAACCAUAUCUCGAGGGUCUUACUGAAGGAGGAGAAGAUGAUUACUAUGGCACGAUCACCUAUAUCAUAGAACUAGAUUACUUUGGUCUGAAGGACAAGGUUGCAUUAUUUUAUUGUGAAUGGUUUGACCCAACAAAAAAUAGGGGUACAAAGAUUCAUCCACAAUAUCAAAUUGUUGAUAUUAAGAUGGAUAAACGUUAUCGUCUGUAUGAUCCUUUCAUCCUGGUGCAAAAAGCAAGACAAGUGUAUUAUGUCCCUUAUCCAAAAAUGCGUAGAGAUAAGCGUGGAUGGUGUGUGGCAAUUACCACAAAACCAAGGGGUCACGUGGAGAUUGACAACACAAAUGAUGAAAUGCCUUAUCAGUCUGAUGGGAUGUCACAUGUUCUACCAAUUGCAGAAAUAGAACCAAUAUCUUGUUUACGUGACAACUCACAAAUGACUAACAAAGGUGGCGGUGAUAAAGGAAAGGCCCAUCCUACUAGGGGUAAACCAAAGAUGUUGUGA
Messenger RNA from Cicer arietinum (chickpea), 2931 nucleotides. RefSeq lists its product as uncharacterized. NCBI's taxonomy places the organism in Eukaryota, Viridiplantae, Streptophyta, Magnoliopsida, Fabales, Fabaceae. The record is from RefSeq and is a predicted model, not a curated record.